UUAUUGCAGUACGUUAUACGUCAAAAAAUCAAACAAAAGCAAAAUUUGUUCAACAACUUGCUGCGAAAUGAGAACAAAACGUUUGAUUUUAACAUUGUUAUUGAGUGCUUUGCUCCUACAUGUAAAGGCAGUCGAAAAGGGCGUAACUGGAGACCAUUUUGAUAUCAGUCGUAUUCUUAAAGUUCUCAAGAUUCCAAAUGAGUACCAGAUAAAUGAUAUCACGAGAAAAACAAAUGAAGACAAGACUUUCAGUUCAGUUUUACGCAAAUUCAAGUCAAAAAAUCGCACAAGCUCCCACUAUUUUCUGAAGUUCCGCACGCAUCGUGUCCAUUUUACUCCAAGCAAAUUUCUGAAGCGUUUUAAUCGAAAAAAGCAAUUCUUUCAAACACAUUAUCGGGUUAAAUUUGAUACUUUGCACAUUAAGCCCCAUUUAGCUGUGCUCUCUAAGGUCUCCCACAUUCCAAGUCCGUUUGCGAAAAACAACUAUAUUGUCCUACAGGGAAAACUCCAUCAGAUGCUGCAUGGCAAACACUUUUCGCCAAAACUGAGCGUUGUCAAGCUGAUGUACGCCAUAGUCGAUCGAUUCUGGACUCCUCCCGCUCCAAGCUGUUGCCCCCAUUGCUGUGGAAAGUCUCGCCAUUAGCUUCUAGUUGGAAUCAAAGUCACAAUGAGGGAUUGGUAAUUAUGAGUUGGAGACGAGCGCAUGAGGGACAGUAGUUUGGUGAGACUCUGGAUCUUGUAUAUUUUAUUUACGAUAUUCAAAACAUAACAAAACAGUAGAGAAAAUCCAACAGAAAAUUGGAAAAGAAGCAAAAAUAAUUGAGAAUUAAUUCGUUGAAAUGUUUGUCAUAUCCUUUUCUAAUUAGAAACUGUUUCGACUACAUUUGCAAAGCUUUUCCAUAUGGAACUCAGAAUCAUCAAUAUUUUAUUUACGAUAUUCAAAACAUAACAAAACAGUAGAGAAAAUCCAACAGAAAAUCGCAAAAGA
Molecule: messenger RNA, 988 nt
Organism: Drosophila novamexicana
Lineage: Eukaryota; Metazoa; Arthropoda; Insecta; Diptera; Drosophilidae
Exons: 3
Coding region: 68-643 (191 amino acids)
Source: RefSeq, a predicted model, not a curated record